Molecule: messenger RNA, 1657 nt
Organism: Drosophila innubila
Lineage: Eukaryota; Metazoa; Arthropoda; Insecta; Diptera; Drosophilidae
Product: facilitated trehalose transporter Tret1-like
Exons: 1
Coding region: 102-1427 (441 amino acids)
Biological process (GO): carbohydrate transport; transmembrane transport
Cellular component (GO): membrane
Molecular function (GO): sugar transmembrane transporter activity
Source: RefSeq, a predicted model, not a curated record
ACGUCACUAUCUAGGAAUUAGUACUGGAAUCAUUUCUUUAGUAUACUUGUUUCGACUCACAUUUCACAUCUCGAGAAUUAAAAACAAAAAAAAUUUAACUAAUGGGUCAGAUAAAGCAAUAUAUUGCAGGCUUGGCAGCCGCGUUUGGUGCCUUUUGCUUGGGUGCAUCUAUUGGAUGGUCUGGGCCGAUGGAGAAGCCGAUCCUUGGUGGAGAUGCGUAUUCGUUUUCGGUAUCUGACGACCAAUGGGGAUGGGUUACCUCGAUAAUGACCCUUGGAGGUGCCUGCGUGUGCAUUCCCAUUGGAGUAUUAAUUGCAUUAUUCGGACGCAAGAUGGUUAUGCUCGUGCUGGUGAUACCCUACCUAUUGGGCUGGGCCUGUAUCAUUUGGGCGGCUAACGUGUAUAUGCUGUACAUUGGGCGAUUUGUGGUUGGCGCUUGUGGUGCCUCCUUUUGUGUGACUGCUCCCAUGUACACUACGGAGAUAGCAGAGAUUAAAAUCCGAGGUGUUAUGGGAUGCUUCUUUCAGCUGUGGAUUGUUCAUGGGAUUCUUUAUGGCUUUGGAGUUGGCGCUUUGUUCGAGCCAUUAUUUGUCAACAUACUCUGCGGUAUUUUGCCAAUCGAAUUCUUUCUUAUCUUCAUCUGGAUGCCAGAAUCUCCAGUUUAUCUUGCCCAGAAGGAAAAGGGCGAACAGGCAGAGAAGUCCAUGAAAUGGCUACGUGGAAAAGAUGCCGACAUCUCUGCGGAUAUGAAGGCCAUUAUGGAUGAGGCGAAGAAGGAGAAACCAAAAGUUAAGGAGGGAAUGUCCCGCAUGGGUUCGAUCUGGGGAUUAUGUAUAUCAAUAUCGCUGAUGUUUUUUCAACAGUUUACAGGCAUCAAUGCCAUCUUAUUUUAUGCCACCGGCAUUUUUACCAAAGCCGGCACAGGACUAUCUCCCGACUGGUGUACAGUUAUCCUUGGCGUUGCCCAAGUCUUUGCCACAAUUCUAGCAAUCAUGUUGGUCGAUAAAUCAGGACGUCGUAUUUUAUUGUUAAUUUCUGCCGCAUUGAUGUGCUUGACAACCCUGAUGAUGGGAUUCUAUUUUCAUUAUCUAAAGGACUCGAAUGUUGGAUGGCUGCCGGUCUUAUCUACAUGUUUAUUUAUUAUCGGUUUCUCGAUUGGAUUUGGUCCCGUUCCCUGGCUGAUUAUGGCCGAACUGUUUGCAGAGGAUGUGAAGCCGCUUUGUGGCUCUAUUGCCGGUACUUGCAAUUGGCUCUUUGCCUUCUGUGUUACCAAAUGCUUUCCCAUCUGUUUGGACGCAUUUGGUGCGGCAGCAACGUUUUGGGUAUUUGCUGUUAUCUCAUUCUUGGCCGUUGUCUUCAUUAUUUUGCUUGUGCCAGAGACGAGGGGCAAAACACUGAAUGAAAUUCAAGAGCUGCUUGGUGGAUAAUCGAACUGACAAAUUAACGCGAUAAAUCGAUGUCGAUAACAGACAAUUCACUUGUUGCAUUCUUGCAUUGGGCACCAGAGUUGACAACUGUUAUUGGUAAAAGCAAAUUUUGUAGUGAACCAAAUUUUAAUUUUCAAUGUAUAUUGACAUAUUAUUUCAAAACUUUGAACUUUAUAUUUAAAGGACUAAACUCAUUUAUACAGGAAAUACAAACUAUUACAAUCAAGCGA